AUGAAUUCAUAUGUAUAUAACACAGUUGAUGAGUUAAAGGAGUCAAUCAAGGCAAUGUUCGGUACAAUUGAGAUUCGGCCUCAAGAAUCCUAUCUUGGGCUACCAUCCUUGGUGGGCCGGUCAAAAAGCAAUACUUUUACCAAUUUAAAACAGAGGGUCGCAAACAAAGUGUCGAGUUGGAAGGAAAAACUCUUGACGACUGCUGGUAAGGAAAUUCAGAUCAAAGCGGUUGCACAAGCAGUACCGUCUUACUCCAUGUCAUGUUUUCUCUUGCUGAAGAAAUUAUGUGAUGAGCUCACUUCCUUGGUUCGACAGUUCUGGUGGGGUCAGGUUAAAGAUGAGAAAAAGCUAGCUUGGUUAAGCUGGGAUAAGCUGUGCAUACCAAAGGAAAUGGGCGGCAUGGGGUUCAGGGACUUAAGGAUGUUCAAUUUAGUGCUUUUGGCAAAGCAAGGAUGGAGGUUACAAACCAACUCUACUUCCUUGUUUGCCCGAUUGUUUAAGGCGAAGUAUUUUCCCCACUGCUCUUUCUUGGAGGCAAAUUUAGGCCGCCACCCCUCCUAUGCUUGGCGAAGCAUUAUGGCGGCCUAA
Molecule: messenger RNA, 588 nt
Organism: Quercus lobata
Lineage: Eukaryota; Viridiplantae; Streptophyta; Magnoliopsida; Fagales; Fagaceae
Exons: 1
Coding region: 1-588 (195 amino acids)
Source: RefSeq, a predicted model, not a curated record